UGAAAGUGCGUGGCUUCUAACAGUUCCCUGUCCAUCAGAAUGUCCUGGGGAAACCUGCUGCGCCACUUUGGAAACCGUUGCAUCAGACCUUGUUGCGAGACCCGGAGAUCAUCUGCAUGCCACCUCCGUCAUAAGUGUGUCAGAUACCCAAUGGAGUCAUAUUUAAUUGCCCAUCAGCCACCUCAGCCCUGGCCUGAUCAGUGAAGAACCUGAACCUGUCGAUUUCAACAGCAAGAAAAGUAUCCAUGUCGUCUAGUCUUCGAAUCACACGCUGGUCCUCGACCGAGGAAGUGGUGGAUGCUGUUCGCGGAUUCAAAGAUGCGCUCAACGACCCUAAUGUAUCCGACGAAACCAAACAAAAGGCACGGCAGACGCUUGACCGACUGGAGCGCGGUACUCAGUGCGAUCCUGACGAUAAGGGAAAAGAGACGGACCAAGAGACUGGGGGUCCAAGAUCCUGGAGAGCCAAUGAUAGUCUCGAUGCUAAAUAAGAGGCCGCUUGUAUUUCGAGUGAAUGGGGCAGUGAGAAUCGG
Aspergillus steynii IBT 23096 is the source of this 533-nucleotide messenger RNA. RefSeq lists its product as uncharacterized. NCBI's taxonomy places the organism in Eukaryota, Fungi, Ascomycota, Eurotiomycetes, Eurotiales, Aspergillaceae. Bases 246 to 491 code for a protein of 81 amino acids. The record is from RefSeq and is a predicted model, not a curated record. The transcript is spliced from 3 exons.